Messenger RNA from Sardina pilchardus (European sardine), 8159 nucleotides. It is a transcript of the gene znf646, whose product is annotated as zinc finger protein 646. The record is from RefSeq and is a predicted model, not a curated record. Lineage: Eukaryota; Metazoa; Chordata; Actinopteri; Clupeiformes; Clupeidae. The coding region runs from base 376 to 5556 and encodes 1726 amino acids. The transcript is spliced from 4 exons.
GAGCAGGAAGUGUGUGGAAUGGGAUGGAAAAAGACAAUUGAGCAUAGAACGGGGACAUUGAUAGCAACUCGUCCCGAAAGAACAAUGGAACGUGAUACACAAAUAAUUUAACUCUGGACUGAAUAUAUGCUGAUUUUCUCCUUAAAUUGUUUUCUCCUCUGGUGCCUGCACCCGUGUUUCAAACGGUUUUCCCGUGGAGCGGAUGUGAAUGACUGACCUCAUACCUCUUGCAUGUCGCCCUCCCUGUAGGGGCAUACUGAAAGUUACUGUAGUUGACCUGCGAAUAUGGAUCCUUUUUGUUCUCUGAAGUGUUAACCACCAUACUCUGCGAAUGAAUCCUGCUGGCAGCACCAGCACACCUUCAGAUCAUCUGUAAUGGCUGUGCAAGAGCCAGUACGGACCAAAGGCUUUUUAUGCAAGCACUGUGGUAUCGUGUGCUCCAACAUGCCCAGUCUUUUGGAACACAUGGACACCCACCUGGAGUCGGAGGAAGACCGCAAGUUCAAGUGUGACGAAUGUGGGAGAGGCUACAGGCAUGCAGGCAGCUUGGCCAACCACAAGAAAACGCACGAGGUAGGCUCUUUCCAGUGCCCAAUAUGUGCCAGGCAGCUGUCGAAUAGCUUGGCCCUCAAGAACCACCUGCGAAUCCACACGUCUCGCAAGAAGUACUCCUGCAUGGACUGUGGGAAGGCAUUUAGACUGGCAACCCAGCUGGCCACUCACCAGAGGGUCCAUCGCAACCGAGAGGCCAGAGGGUCAAGCAGCCGAAGGGGCAGCGCCGAACAUGGCCAUGCCAGCAGCCAUGAGGACCACGACGAGCUGCAUUACAAGGAUGAGCAGAGUUUUGAUGUAGUUCCUGAUCUAGAGCCUGACAUGGGCCUGAACCUGCCUGUGGAGGAUAGCUUCAGCGACAGCGGCAUGCCAGACAUCCUCCCUGGCUCUGCCUCUAGCGACAGGGCAGCUCCCGAAGACUCCAGCGACCGUCCUUACAAGUGCAACAUGUGCGACAAGACCUACAGACACUACGGAAGCCUGAACAACCACAAGAAGACCCACACAGUGGGCACGUUCGAGUGCACCAUCUGCUUCAAGCAGUUCAACAACCUCGCCGCCCUCAGCAGCCACCAGCGCAUCCACAGCAAGACCAGGGGACGUUCCAGCGCCGGGGCCACCCCACCCACCGCUGCCUCAACCCCCACCUCCGCCACCGCUGUCGCCACCACCGCCCAUCCUGAGAGGAAGCAGGAGCAGGCUGCGGGCCCGCAGCAGAACGGCAACGCGGCGGCCGACGUGCACUUCUGCCACCUCUGCCAAAUGGCGUUCCCCAACGAUGACGAGUUCCAGGACCACAUCCUGCUGCACAACUCCUCCUCGGUGUCCUUCGAGCUGCCCGUGAACAUGCCCGACGACGGCGGCUUCGCCUACAGUGCCAGUCAGUCGCCAGAGUACCCUCCAUCCAGCGACACCCCACCCAUGCCUCCCCUGCUGGACAAACAGGAGGACUACGGGCAGCCGGUGGGCUCGGCCGAAAACGGCCAGAUCUACAUCCCCGACCCGUUCCAGGACGAGCCGCCCAUGCUGAACUCUCAGGGUACCCACGGUCUCGACGAAGCGGCGGUGGACCCGGCGGACCUCCAGGACGACCUGUCGGCCAACCAUCAGGUGAAGGAGGAGGAGGAGUCGUCGCCAGACGGCGACCGGCGCUUCAAGUGCAACGUCUGCAACAAGAGCUACCGGCACGCGGGCAGCCUCAUCAACCACAAGCGCUCGCACCAGACGGGCGUCUUCCAGUGCUCCAUCUGCCGGAAGAACUACCCGCACAUGGCAGCCCUGCGCAGCCACCACCGCAUCCACCGCGCCCAGACCUCCACACUCAGCCACAGUGCCGAGGGCGACUGGCUCUCGUCCGAGCCCCAGACGCUGGAGAACCAGCAGGGCGGCUACCCCCUCUCGGAGGGGGACGAGGAGGACCUCGGGGACGUGCUGGACCUCCCCGAAGACCUGCAGGACGAGCCGCACCUGCUGCCCGAGCACCAGGGCACGGACGACGGCCACCACCACCACCACCAUCACCCGGGCCACCAGGACGAGCCCAUGGGCUACCACGAGCAGUACGACUUGCCCUACCCCCCGGAGGAGGAAGCCGCGCACCUACCUCACGGCGGUGAGCCCCUCAUGGAGAGGCACAUGUGCGCCGACUGCGGGAAGACGUUUGGCGACAUCGCCGGCAUCAAGUCGCACGCGUGCCCCCUCCACCAUCACCGCCAGCAGCAGCAACAGCAUGGCGCCCUCACCAACGGCUCGGGCAGCCACGUGAACUACCAGGGCCAGCACCUUAUCGGCGAGUCCGGCGCACCCGUCGGCUACGAGGGCCACGGCUCGACGCAGGGCUACUACCCCGAGCACCACCCCCACCACGGCUACCACCCGAACAUGCACGGCGGCGGGAUGAUGGGCGGCGGCGGCUUCGGCGGCGACGCGGAGGAGCACGGCGGCAUGGAGGACGAAGACGACGAGUACGACGGCGGCGGCGAGGAGGAGGAGGACGGCGAGAUGUACCACUGCUCGGUGUGCGGCAACCACUACGCCAGCAUGCGGGCGCUGCGGAGCCACCUGCGCGGGCACACGCAGCUGCACGGCACGCCGUCCAGCUCGGGCCCGUCGUCCAUGUCCUCGCUGGAGGCCGAGAAGGAGGAGGACGGCGGCGGCGGCGGCGGAGAGAGCCAGCCGGGCGACGGCAGCCUCAUCGUCAUCUGCAGCACGUGCGGCGAGAGCUUCACCCGGAAGCAGGACCUCGUGGCCCACCAGCUGCUGCACACCCAGGCGUCCGCCGAGCCGCCGCAGCUGCUGCUGCCGCCACCGCCGCCGCUGCUGCACCCGCCGUCGGCCCAACGCUACGGCGCCAACCAGGAGAACCCGCUGGCGCCCAAACAGGAGCCGGCGAGCAUCAUCUGCGGCAAGUGCGGCGUCUCCUGCGUCAGCUACCAGCACCUGGACAGCCACCCGUGCCCGGGGCGACGAGACGACGGCCUCGUCGCCGUCGACGACGGGGUGAAGAGCGAGGGCAAACCGGACGGCGAGCCGUCGCUGGGCAGGAGCGGCGGCGCCGCCGCGGGACACCUGGACGAGAGCCAAGACCGGGGAGGGGAUCGCCUCUUCAAGUGCGAACAGUGCGGACGUGCCUACAGGCACGCCGGCUCCCUCCUCAACCACAAGAAGUCCCACAAGACCGGGGUGUUCCGCUGCUACGUGUGCCAGAAACGCUUCUACAACCUGCUGGCCCUCAAGAGCCACGAGAGGACUCACUUUGACAUCAAAAAGCACACCUGCACAGAGUGUGGCAAAGCGUUCAAGAUCCACAAGCAGCUGCAGAACCACUUGCGAGUGCACGAGGAGAACAAGGCCAAGAUCCAGGAGCUCAACAAGCAGAUCCAGACGCUGAUGCAGAUGAACGGCGAGCUGGCCCAGAACGGCCUGCGCCUGCGCAAGGCCCAGAGACGCAAGCGCCGCCAGGCCCCGUCCGGCGACGGAGGAGUCGGCGGAGUCGGAGCAGCAGCAUCAGCAGCAGGCCCCAGCCCGGAGAAGGACGGCCAGGGGGCGGCGGGGGUGCAGUCCCCCCCGCCGGGGAUCCAGGACCCCAACGACCCGCGGCCGUACGUCUGCAACCAGUGCGGCCGCAGCUACCGGCACGCCGGCAGCCUGGUGAACCACAAGAACUCGCACAAGACGGGCGAGUACCACUGCUCCAUCUGCAACAACACCUACUCCAACCAGCUGGCCAUGAAGAACCACCUGCGCAUCCACUUCGGCCUGAAGAAGCACGGCUGCCAGGCGUGCGGCAAGGCCUUCCGCGGCAAGAAGCAGCUGCUCAACCACCGCUGCGCCGCCAACCGGAAGAACGCCGACGGGCCGGCGCGGGGCAGAGGUCGCCGGCGGCCCCGCGAGCCCACGUGCAAGCGCUGCCGCCUGACGUUCCCGUCGGUCGAGGAGCUCCGGGCGCACGCCUGCACGGCGCCACCGGCAGUCGCCGCCGCGGGGAAGUCCGGAGGAGGCGGCGGAGGAGGAGGAGGCGGCGGCGGUGGCGGCGGCGGCUUGCCCCGCGAGGAGCGCCCGUACAAGUGCGGCAUCUGCGGCCGCAGCUACCGGCACGCCGGCUCGCUGCUCAACCACAAGAACACGCACAAGACGGGCCACUUCAGCUGCGCCUUCUGCGGCAAGCCCUUCUCCAACCCCAUGGCGCUGCGCAACCACACGCGCAUCCACACGCAGAAGAAGAAGCACGUGUGCCCCACCUGCGGCAAGGCCUUCCGCCUCUCCAGCAUCCUGCACAACCACCUGAAGAUCCACGCCCGCGGCGUCUCCACCUUCGGCUGCCCCACCUGCGGCAAGACCUUCCAGGGCCGCUCGGGCCUCAAGAGGCACCGCUGCGUGAGCGGCGGCGGAAGCAGCAGCGGCUCCGGCGCGGGGGGCAGCGGCGGACGGGACCCCCGCAGGGCAGCCGGCGGCGGCGGCCAGGAAGGAGGCGACAAGUGCUACACGUGUGACCAGUGCGGCCGCUCCUACCGGCACGCGGGCUCGCUGCUGAACCACAAGAAGACGCACUCGUCGGACCUGCUGCACUGCUCGCUGUGCCUGCGCACCUUCGCCGACCCGCUGGCGCUGGAGAGCCACGCGCAGAUGCCGCGCCACUGCUGUCCCGACUGCGGCAAGACCUUCUGCGAGUUCGCCCACAUGCAGAGCCACAUGGAGGUGCACAGCAAGGGCCGCCCGCUGCCCGGCGGAGGGGCCGGGGGAGCGUCGGGGUCGGGGUACCUCCACCACCCCCACUCCCACCACCAGCAGCAACUACACCCGCACCACCCUCACCAUCAGCAGCAGCAGCAGCACCCGGGUCAGGCCCAGCAGGGGUACCCUCCCCCCGAGAGCAUGCCCAUCGAGGACGAGCUGGACUGGAACUCGGGGAUGGACCCGCGGAUGGGCCUCCAAGGCGGCCUGCCCAAGAUGGACCAGGUGUUCGGUCAGGUCCACGGCGGCGGUGGCGGCGGGGGCAUGAGCAGCGGCGGCAGCAGCGUCGGCGGCUACCCCGGCGACCUCCAGGAUCACGGUGAGGGCGGCGGCGGCGGGCCCGGUGGCGGCGGCGAGUCGGAGAAGAGCCACGUGUGCGAGCACUGCGGCCGCGCCUACCGGCACGCCGGCUCGCUCCUCAACCACAAGAACAGCCACAAGAUGGGCUCCUUCUUCUGCUCCGUGUGCCAGAAGGAGUUCACCAACCUCAUGGCGCUCAAGAACCACCGGCGCAUCCACACGGAGCCCAAGCGCUACCAGUGCCUGGAGUGCGGCAAGGCCUUCCGCGUGUCCACGCAGCUCAUCUGCCACCGCCGCAUCCACACCAAAGAGAAGCCCUUCUCCUGCCUGCUGUGCGACAAGCGCUUCUCCAGCAAGUCCAACCUGCGCCACCACCAGAAGAUGCACCAGAACUCGCAGGCCUCCUACGAGGCCUCCUUCGACAUGGACCCCAACUCCUUCAUGGGGCUGGGCGUGGACCCUUUCCUCUGAGCUAAACGCGGGCCUAAAACUGCGUGUUUUUUUUUUUUCGGGAGGGGGCGGGUUGCAGGGGGGGUUGUGUCUUUUAGUCUUGACUGUACACACUCUGUGCUCCAAGGGAAGAUGUAUAUCUAUAUAUGAAAAAAAAAAGGUAAUGCUAGUCACCAGAUUGCCCCCCUUCACCCACCCACCCCACCCCACCAACCCUUCCUAACCUCCCUCAGCUAUACUGUUAAACAGGCUGAUGCCAAUAAUUGUAAAUCAGGUUAGUCUGCUGGUCCUUCUCGAGCGGCGUUCAGGUGCCCCAUCCCCCCAGCCCUCUAGAUGCCUCUUCGUCCCAGAGGGACUCCUCUGGGGGUCCGGCAGUGCAGGCUUUUCAUUAGGUGCAGUCAGGCGUAGUAGCCCCCCAUUAGACUACCUCUGGUAGGGACAUUGACACUGUAAAAAAAAAAGCUCCAGAAAUCACGAUGACGGUGCCUGACUGACUCGACUCACAGACUGUUUCUUUUGUUUUUGAGUUUGAAUGUGUCUUUUUUUUUUUUUUUUUCGUUGUGUUCCUGUUAUAUAUUUUUUUUUAAGGAGUGCACAAAUCCUUAUGAAUUCAAUGGUACUAUCUGAAACCCUCUUACUGUAGUCUGGGGGGACGAAUGGUCUCGAGACUUACUGUUCCCUCUUACCUUAAACCCCCUUUUACCCCCUCACCACAACCACCACCACCACCACUACCACCACCCAUGCUGCCUCCAGACGUAGAGUCCGACCGAUGCGAUCGCUCGUGAGAACCAAACAACCUCGAUGGGAGGGAGCGAGCGAGCGGCAGACAGACAGCCACAGCCCGUGCGUGGCCAGUUGAUCUGGCAACGGCUUUCGAGGGGAGAGAAAAAAAAAAGUCAAAGGUGCUUUCACGCUGAGGGGCGUGGUGGCACAGGAAUACCGCGGGGCUAUCCCGCUAAUCCCCGUGGAAUGUGCGAGACGGCUUCGGCCAGCUUGCGUGUGUCCCCCCCACACCCUCCCCCUCCCCCCCAGGAGGCCUUCCGUUUAGCACUUGAAGUGCUGAUGGGCCCCAUCAAGGAGACAAGGAGAGAAGGUACCGCGUUAUUCGACCAUUAGUUUGUCGCUCACGGGGAGCUCACGUUUUGCCCAGUGCUUCCUUUUUAGCUUCAGGUCCGUGUGUCGUUCAUCGUAGCCUGUCCUUUCUCUUUUCCGUUUUUUGUUUUCUUUCUUUCUUUUCUUAAAGAAGAUUAUAUAUGUAUACACAUAUAGAUAUAUGAGUAACAAACUCCCGUUAGCCCUGGCUGUGAGUGCAGUAUGGCCGGUGUCUCCGCAGUCUCGUUGUGGGCAGCGCUGUUGACGUGCUGUCAGACAGCAGGAACAGUUUCACGUGUGUGUGUGUGUGUGUGUGUGCGUGCGUGCGUGUGUGUGUGUCCCCGUCCUUCCAUCCUUCCCGAGCGUUACCUUCGAGAUACAAGAUAUCAAGUGUAUUUAUUUAUUUAAGAAAGACUAUUUAUACCCCACCUUUUAAUGUUUUGUAAGACUAUAUCAAGAGUCUCGGCUCUGAGCAUUUUUAACUCUGGUAUUCCACGUGCAUGUUUCGGAUGUGCUCUUAAGUCCACUUCGGAUUGAUUGUAAAUGAAAAUCAUGACGCCUUGGUAGUCUAGAGAACGGCUAAGUCCCAACUAAAUACACAUCUCUCAGAACAUUUCAGAUUGGUGUCUUUUUGCAAUAAUAUUAGUAUAAUGAUAAUGAUUAAUAAUAACAAUAAUGGUAUUGUUAAGUAUUUUUCCCGCAGUGCGUAUUUUAAAAAGACUCUGUUGUACUAUAUCACUGUUCUUUUUUUUUUCUUUUUUUUUAAAUUUAAUCUUGUGCAAGUAUUUUCUUUUUCUUCACAAAAACUAUUACUGUCACGCACAAGAUGAAAAAUAUGUAUGUAUCUUCAAGUGUUUGUGACGACCUCACAGUUGUCUGUGGUGGUGUUGUGCUUUAGACAUCCAUGAUCGGUCGGGCUCUAUCAUUAGCAGGAUGCCAAUGGAAGAGGGGACUUGUAAUUUCAAUACUGCUCAGGUUUCACACCUUAUUAAGGAGAAGAAAAAAAACAUAACAUAAAAUGUAAACAUUGUAUUUGGUUAUAUAAGUAUAUAUAAAUAUAUAUAUAAACAAGACUUCUGUUCGGUUCUCAUCCGAGACGCACAAAGCAUCAUGUGACAGAUUCUGCGAAAGAUGGUGACGCCAGGCUGCAUUUCUUACAUGUGCCAUUUCCUACCAUUGUACUCAGAUUAAAGUUGCUAUUAAUAGUUUCCAUUCUAUGCCUAUAUUCAUGUGCUUACUGAUUUUAUUUAAGAAUAGGAGUUCAGCCCUUUGUGUAUCAAUGGCUUCAAGUGCAUUUCAAACUCCAAUAUAAAAAAACUGACUUCUGAAAUGUUAAUUGAGACCUCUUCUUCUCUCUAUCUCUGCAAUCAGUUGCAUAUAUCUUUAAGAAAAUAUACAAAAUAUUUAUUUUUGUUCUUUUGUUGAUCAAUGUUUUCUCUUUCUUGAGUAGAGGACUUGCAAAUAAUGUUUAUUUGUAGACGGUCAUGCCCUCACUUUCUUGAAAUAAAAUAAACACAGUGUAAAGACCA